Messenger RNA from Aspergillus welwitschiae, 1104 nucleotides. RefSeq names its product putative 1-aminocyclopropane-1-carboxylate deaminase. The record is from RefSeq and is a predicted model, not a curated record. NCBI's taxonomy places the organism in Eukaryota, Fungi, Ascomycota, Eurotiomycetes, Eurotiales, Aspergillaceae. Gene Ontology annotation, biological process: amine catabolic process. Gene Ontology annotation, molecular function: pyridoxal phosphate binding; D-cysteine desulfhydrase activity; 1-aminocyclopropane-1-carboxylate deaminase activity. Bases 1 to 1104 code for a protein of 367 amino acids. The transcript has a single exon.
AUGACCAUCUCAACUACUACCAACAACCAAGACCCCCUCCCCCUCCCACCCCCCUUCAGCACCAUCCCCCGACACGUCCUAACCUUCGGCCCCUCCCCUAUCCACGCCCUCCCGCUCAUCACCUCCGCCCUCUCCCCCCCAAACCCAUCAACAACCAUCUACGCCAAACGCGACGACCUAUCCUCCCCUCUCGCCUCCGGAGGCGGCAACAAGACCCGCAAACUAGAAUACCUCAUCCCGGACGCCCUCUCCAGCGGUUCGACAACCCUAAUCUCCAUCGGGGGGAUCCAAUCAAACCAUACCCGGCAGGUCGCCGCGGCCGCCACAGUGACGGGCUUGAAAUGUCGGGUGAUCCAAGAAGACUGGGUUCCCUGGAACGACGCGCACUACAGCAAGGUGGGGAACAUCCAGCUAUCGAGACUCAUGGGGGCGGAUGUACGGCUUGAUCCAUCGGGAUUUGGGAUCGAGCAUAAGAGUACAUUGAAGAAGCUGGAAGAGGAGUGUAUCGCGGCAGGCGAGAAACCGUAUUAUAUCCCUGCGGGCGCGUCGGAUCAUCCGUUGGGUGGGUUGGGGUUCGCGCGGUGGGCGUUUGAGGUGCGGGCUCAGGAGAAGGAGUUGGGGGUGGAGUUUGGGACGGUGGUGGUUUGUGCGGUGACGGGGAGUACGAUGGCGGGGAUGGUGGCGGGGUUUAAGUUGUUGGAGAAGUUGGAUCGAGAGGCUGGAAAUGGGAGGGGGAAGACGAGGGUGGUGGGGAUUGAUGCGAGUGCGAAGCCGAAGGAGACGAGGGAGCAGGUGUUGCGGAUUGCGAAGGAGACGGCGGAGAGGAUUGGGUUGGGGAGGGAGGAGGUAUCGGAGGAGGAUGUGGAGUUGUGGGAGGAGUGGCAUGGGGGUGUGUAUGGAGUGCCGGAUAAGAGGACGUGGGAGGCGAUUGAGUUUGCGGCGAAGACGGAGGCGUUUAUUACGGAUCCGGUGUAUGAGGGGAAGAGUUUUGCGGGGAUGAUGGAUUUGGUCAAGAGGGGGGAGAUUCAGGGGAAUAUUCUGUUUGCGCAUUUGGGAGGGCAGUUGGCGUUGAAUGCUUAUUCGGAUUUGGGGAAGACGCAGUAG